Arachis ipaensis is the source of this 1277-nucleotide messenger RNA. RefSeq names its product PRA1 family protein A1. The record is from RefSeq and is a predicted model, not a curated record. NCBI's taxonomy places the organism in Eukaryota, Viridiplantae, Streptophyta, Magnoliopsida, Fabales, Fabaceae. Gene Ontology annotation, cellular component: membrane.
GAGGAAAGUGGCAACUGCCAAGAGUCGAGAGUGGCAACAAUAACAAGAAGAGCUUCGGCUUUCAUUUUCUACUGAUCAAAACACCAAUCCCUCAUUGGCACUAACAGAAAUUAAAAGAAACCAUCCCGGAUUCCCGACACAGAUAAAACUAUAAAAUCCUCAUUUUCUUUCCACCACACAAAGAGAAAGGAAGGGAAGGGGGUAAAAAAGAUUCAUUCCGCCACGCUGCGAUUUUCCGUCAAUCUGCGACGAAUUUUCUCGCUAGGGUUUUGCGUCGGAGGAAAAUCGUAGGAACAUGGAUUGGGGGAACGUCACUGCGGAGGAUCUCGUCGAUGCUCUUCGCGAAGUAGAUUGGUCAUCGCCACCGCGCCCUCUGUCCGAAUUCUUCUCCCGAUUCACCGUUCCUCGAUCCUAUGCCAAGUGGAAUAGCCGCCUAAAAUGCAAUCUUUACUACUAUCGGACCAACUACUUCAUUUUGAUUGUUUCUGUUCUGAUAUUGGGUUUUCUUUGGAGGCCACUUGCUAUAGUUGCUGCCAUUCUUACUGCACUUAGCACUGCUUUUCUAAAUGACAGCUUUGCAGGUACUUUUAGUGAAAAGGUUACACGAACUGUCAGGCAAUUCUCGCCACAUUUAGCAGCCAAGAUGAGACCUCCUCUUACGCCUGUUAUCCGUGGACGUCCAUCGGCUAGGAGAGCAAUUUAUAUAUGUGGUCAGCCACGUUGGGUGUUUGUCUUGACAUUUUCUGCUGCAUCUUUCUUCUUUUGGUUUGUUUCCUGUGGUCUCCUAAUGGUUUCAUGGGCACUUGCUAUUGGUCUUCUAGCCACCAUCCUGCAUGCAAGCUUCCGAACACCUAACUUGAAAGCACGACUAAACACUUUCCGUGAAGAAUUUCGUGCAGUGUGGCGCAAUUAUAGUGAGCUGUAGUUUGCAGUUUGUUUUCUCGAUGUAUUGCUGCUUUUCGAUCAACAUUAUUUCCUUUAGCCGAGAUGGAACCUUCUUGGUAAGGUUGCCAAUAGAUUGUAAAUUGUGAGGAAUCCUUUUUGUCCCUCCACUUUCCAUAUAGGUUAGAAUGUGUUUUACUUUGUUGAUUAUGACAUUUAUACUGGCUAUAAGCUUGACAUGUAACAGGAACAUCCAUAAGUGUCACUAUCUUCAAUUGCCUCCAGAAAUUAGUGGCAUAAUAUGACAAGAGUCUUGUGUUUCUGUGAUUCUGUUCAGUAGUUUUAAAUUUUUUGUGACGUGAUAAAUAAUGUUAUCCAAAUGGAUUUUGAGUGAA